This is a messenger RNA of Manduca sexta (tobacco hornworm), 1324 nucleotides long. RefSeq lists its product as uncharacterized. The transcript is spliced from 9 exons. Bases 176 to 1252 code for a protein of 358 amino acids. Gene Ontology annotation, molecular function: oxidoreductase activity. NCBI's taxonomy places the organism in Eukaryota, Metazoa, Arthropoda, Insecta, Lepidoptera, Sphingidae. The record is from RefSeq and is a predicted model, not a curated record.
ACUUUUAAGGCCGUCAAACUUACGUUUUAUAUGUCAAUAAAUCUUUUAUAGCCGAUUAUAAUAUUCUGCAAAUUUAAUUUUAUCAUGCAGCAUCCGAACGGUAUUGAUUUUUAAUCAUUUUUGAUAUAUCCACGACGUUAUUUAGAAGUGUUAUAUAUUCGAACACAGCUGAACGAUGGGUAAAGUAGCGACUAAGGAAGUGUUGAGGUUCAUGACUGACUGUCUAAAGGCGGCAGGAGCUGGUCCCAAACCUGCAGAGUUGCACGCCAAACUUCUGUUCGAGGCUGACAGAAUGGGCCACCCUAGCCAUGGACUCAACAGACUUGAAAUGUACGUGAACGACAUAAUCAGCGGCGCCUGCCAACCCAAUAACCAGCCCAAAUUGAUAAAGGAGAGUCCGUCGACGGCGCUGGUGGACGGCUGCAACGUCCUCGGUUCCACGGCUAGUGAGUUCGCGAUGAAUAUCGCUAUCAAGAAAGCCAAAGAGACUGGAGUCGGAUGGGUCACUGUUAAAGGGUCCAAUCACCAUGGUAUGGCCGGGUACUGGGCACGACUAGCAGCCCUUGAAGGAAUGAUCGGAAUGGCGUUCACAAAUACUUCACCAUUACUUGCGCCCACCAGAAGUAAAAAGAGCGCACUUGGCACAAAUCCUCUAUCCGUGGUGGCGCCAGCGUCAAAGGGGGAGAUGUUUUACUUGGACAUGGCCACAACGGCGGUGGCUGUCGGAAAGUUAGAAAUGCAGCGUCGCAAAGGGGAACCCCUGCCCAGUGGUUGGGCGCAAGGUCCUGACGGCAAAGAAACACUUGACCCAGAAUUGGCGAUAAAGACAAGCUGUCUCAUGCCUCUGGGGGGUGGUGAGAAAACGUCUGGAUACAAAGGUUUUGGACUAGCUGCCGUGGUAGAAUUGUUCUCCGGUAUUUCAUCGGGCGCCAACUAUGGUCAUAAAAUUCGGCCGUGGUCUCACAGCGGAUCGGGCGGUCCUGCGAACCUGGGACAUUGCCUCGUCGCAGUGAACCCGUGUUGCUUUGCAGAAGGGUUUGGAGACCGGCUGGCUGACAUGAUACAGCACUGGAGGAAGCUCGAGCCGACGGAUCCAAAGUUACCAGUGAUGGCCCUCGGGGACAAAGAAAAAAAAGCGGCCAAAGAAACCGAUUGCAAUGGAACGGUAUCAUACGUAAAACAAAUGAUCGAGUCGGCCGCAGCACUAGCGAAGAAAUUAAAAGUUAAACCAAUGGAAGUGAAGCAAUGUUAAAAAUUAACAUAGUGAAAAUGUGUUGCGAUAGUAAAUUUAAUACUUAUUUAAUAUAUUUUGAACAAUUUUGUA